Messenger RNA from Megachile rotundata (alfalfa leafcutting bee), 3319 nucleotides. RefSeq lists its product as uncharacterized. Gene Ontology annotation, cellular component: membrane. The record is from RefSeq and is a predicted model, not a curated record. Lineage: Eukaryota; Metazoa; Arthropoda; Insecta; Hymenoptera; Megachilidae.
GUUACAGUUAGCCGUAUGAUGUAUUACUGACAGUUCGAUCAUGGCAUUUUUCCAGUUAGUUCUUAAAGCCAGGAAGCUAGAAAAAGCGAGGUUAAAGUACGAGGAGGAAAAGUUUACGUCGAUCGAGAUCUGGAAAAGCGGUGCCAAGCCUAAAUACACUUUGAGACAGCGAAUUCGACGAAAGAAAAUCCUGUUAAAGAAAAAGUUUAAGAAGUUUCUUGACAAAAUCCUCGAGGUACCGAAGGAUUCGUGGUUGUACAAGAAAAUAGUUGUAAUUCGCACCGAAGGCACUUUGGAGAAUUUCGUAGCGAAGAGCCUUUUCGGUUUUAUUAGCGGAAUAUUUCUCACGUACAUGUUCUUCGUGUUCUUCGUCUUUCAAUUAAAUUUCAAGCUAUCGUCCGCGACGACAAUUUGCACGAUAAUAGGAGUGAUCCUCACGCUCGGUCUUGCUUUCUCUUAUCGAAUACGAUGCGUCGUGCUUCUUUUGUUGCCACAGUUUUUUUCCAAACGAGGAAGACAAGCUUUGAUGGCGUACGCUUUUAUUUUAGCCUUAACUGGGCCGGUGAAGAACAUUUUGCACAACACUGGUGUGCUCACGGAAUCGUUGGCCUGUGCACAAGAACAAUUAAAAGAAGCGGUGAAAACUGUCAUAGAUCUCGCUAAGCAGCCAUUUUAUGCGCUGCGAGACGCCAUAUCGAAAGUCCUGAAGUCCGUAAAAGGGGUUGUAAAGAAAAUUAAGCAAACCCUCGUUGCUAUUAAGAGACUCGUCCUCAGUAUACUUAGGGUAAUCACCGCAGUAUUCCAAUGGCUCGGCAGUAUAAUAAACAUCUGUAACAAGAAACUAGGCACACCUUUCGAUAGAUGUCAAAGGGUGUUCGAGGGCGCCGUAGCGGAUUGCAAAGCAAAGUUAGGACCCUAUUUAGGCGUUGUUUGCAACAUAACUUACGUAGUCAGCGCCCUGUGUUACGUAGUCAAACCCCUGGAUUUCAUAUGUAUGUUAGUUUCUUACGUCGCUGACACUGUUGUUGGAGCUGUACGAUCAAAGAUUAAGAAAUUCACGAUGCACAUGAAAGCAAUGUUCUACGUCAAAAUCAAAUUUUCUCACUCCUUCCAUUUCGAGACUAAUCAAAGCAAAACCGUACAGGAAGUCGCUACCAGCAUCGCUACGGAAAUCCGAUCGAGAACGGAUGGACUUUUCGGAUUUUUCGAUUGGAUGAGCUUUGUAACGUCCUUCUUCAGUUUCUGCAUUUUACUCAGAGUGCUGCGUUAUCGCUACAAGUGGUUAACCAGCGAACGUUUCGAUAAUCGAUACAUAACUGAUGACUUACGCACCAUCGAUCUGAUAAGAGCUCGUCAGGACAAGGAAACUGUUUUGCCGCUUAAUCCACGCGAGAGAAAUAGAUAUGUUCCUCUGUCUUCCGUGAUGUUGAUCAAACCUGAGAAAACCAAGUUAGCGAGGUCUAUGGUGUUCUUGGGUUUGGCUACGGUUAAGCUUGUUACGUACAUGGUUAUGGAUUAUGGUCUUUAUUGGGUUCUCAACACUAUUCAAAUCUAUGGACGAUUUCAAAGUAAGGUUGAACGACCAAGCGUGGUGACCAUCCACGUAUCCGGUGAGGGGUACUUAGCCGAACUAUACCGAAGCAUAAUAAAAGCGUUCACUCCCCACGACAAAGACGCGGAAAUCGACACGAUGCUCUGUCUCCCAGCUCCAGUGACACCAGACCUAGACAAAUACACGCAAAUUAUCACAUUGAUCGUGUUCUGCUGGCUAAUGGCGUUCCUGGAGCCUUACGGUCUACGUCUGAGACAGGUGGUGAUGUGCCAGUAUUACCCUGACAGAGCGAAACAAAGAGCAGCCUGGUUGUACAAUCAUAUCAUCAGGUCGAGAGGAAGCUUUCUGAAGUUCGCCAGACGUCAACUGCGCCGGAAGUUCGGGCUGACCGAGGGAGAAAAGACCGAAAGAGUGACGCUGAAACAGAGACUCUGGGCAACGUUACCUUGUCUCAGGAUUCUGUUUCCUUUGAAGGAGAAGGUUUGUCUGCUGUGCGGUUCUGUGGAGCGCCACGACAAUUUGCAUAUCAAGUGCCCGACUCCUGGAUGCGUCGGCUUGUUUUGCACGCAGUGCUUCGCGGAUCUGCAGAAUCUGUGCACCAUUUGUAGGAAGCCGGUCGAAUACGGGGACUUGUCGGACAUGAGCGAGGAAAAAGAUUCUUCUGAGGACCAGUUUCCGGUGUUCAAAACGGAGGAGCCAGAAGAAGAAAGAACGGAAAUUGAGACUGAAGAGGAAAAAACGGAAGUUGAAACUGAGGAAGAAGUGAAAGAUGAAGAGGUAGAAGAAAAACCAGAAAAAGAAGUAGCUCAGCAAACGGAUGACGUAGAGUUAGAUCGGACCUCUGAAACCAGUUAUAGUUAUACGUAUCAAGAGGAAUCUCCAGAGGAAGUAGACAUCAAGUGCAGAGAGCCCUGGAGAGACCUGGAAGCCCAGAAAAUUAGAGACGAUGUAACAAUUCAAAUAUUCAACGAACCGUUCAUAAAAGACACGUCCUCGAGCUGCGAGUCACCCUCCUGUUUCGUGGUGAGGGCACGUAGAAAGAUUCGUGCCAGAUUGAAAAAGAGAGGGGGCGCAUCGAUCGCUCGCGAGAAAGAUUCCGAUUCAUCAAGCUCGAUCGCCGACACGGAAUCAUGGUCGACCGAAGAGGUCGACGAGGAAGAAGUGAUACAUAUAGAAGUGGACGGCAGCUCCGAAGAAUUACUUCCGAAGGAUCGAAAGGAUAAGGAGAAACGAGGUCGUAUAAAUAAAAUCGUCAGCGCGGUGGCGAGGAUUCCUUGGCUCGGUAAAGGAGAAGAUGGUAAAUGUACAGGUUUAAGAAGUAAAAGACCAUCCCUUAUGAACAGAAUAGUAAGUAUGCUUCAGAGGAAGCAAUCAAUGCCAGUUCAAUCGUACAGAAGGACCAGGAAAGUAAAGGAUUCAUCCUCUUCCUGUGACGAUGAAACCGAAACUCUAUUAAGUAGCAGAGACAGACACGUGACUAGACGAAGAGUUAAAAGAGCGGAUGAAUCUGAUGAAGUGAAUUUAGAUCUGAGGCAUCCUUGUGAAAAGAGAUUUGCUACGAAACGACUACCUAGGUACUUGGAGUCGACUGCGAGGAGCACGUCGUAUUUCGAGGUGGAUGAAACGGAGGAUUCACGGUCAGCACGGAAAUGCGUGCGACGAGUGGAGGAUAUCAAUAAAUUGUCGAGCAAGGCGUCUUCGGGAGUGAGGAGGAAGGGUAGUUGGAAUAUAACGGAGGACGACGAGUUGGUAAAUAUUUGUGGAUGA